This is a messenger RNA of Phytophthora nicotianae INRA-310, 417 nucleotides long. RefSeq lists its product as hypothetical. Lineage: Eukaryota; Oomycota; Peronosporomycetes; Peronosporales; Peronosporaceae. The transcript has 2 exons. The coding region runs from base 1 to 417 and encodes 138 amino acids. The record is from RefSeq and is a predicted model, not a curated record.
AUGGUGUGGACCUACGGCGGUGGCUUCGCAGCGGGAUCCAAGAGUCAAAACACUCCCGAGGGCGGUCAUCUUGACUGCAUGAGAAAGGUGGAGUUUGGUACCCUUCAAGAUGCUGCCAGUGAGGUUGUCUCCGAGUACAAAUGCCAGUAUCAACCGCGUGUGGACGGCUUCAUCAUCCCGGACACGUACGAGGCCAGUUUGUACCAGGGCCACUUUAACUUCUCAGGUCCAUAUGUGAUUUCGCACGAGCAGCACGAAGCAAACAGUCAAGCCUACUCGGGCGUGGAUGACGUUGACGACAUCCCCACGGAGCUCCGCAUCUUCUUCCCAUCUAUUACAGACGACGUGAUUGUGAACUGUUGGAGCUUUAUCCAGAAGACGACUACACUAGUGCUGGUCUACGGUUCGCUGACAUGA